Chara braunii is the source of this 1814-nucleotide messenger RNA. Lineage: Eukaryota; Viridiplantae; Streptophyta; Charophyceae; Charales; Characeae. The record is from the annotation of a GenBank genome assembly.
GCUAUGAUAGCAGAAGAAAACAGUGAGCAAGACGCAGCAGAAGUUGAGGCACAGCAUUACUCCUGUGACAGUCCUGACACUAAUAUUCCCUUGUGUAUCUGCUAUGCAUGUGACAAGGUGUGCAUCGUAUGGAGUGCAGGCCGGAGUCCGUUUGCCAGUUCGGGUACAAUUCUUCGCUCGCGGUAUAUUUUGAUGAGGUUGUACCAAGAACAGGAGCUCUUGGGGACCUCUUCAUUGCCAGGGGCUCAGGGUUUUCACCGGUUAAAACGGAAAACGAGGUCGACAUUGGGGGGAGACUUGGGACUGUCUUAAGCGCAAAUUAUACAACAAUCAUAUUUAAGGUUCACCGGAGGUCUAAAGCUGGGCCUACUGAUGUCUCUGUAACGGUUCAGGGGCAUGGGAUUGCCGUCAAACGAGGACCGGUAGGCAGCACGAUGGUGCUCCUUCAGGCAUUAUUACUUCGUGCUGUUCGGCCACAGAUGAUUGCCAUGCAAGGCACUACCCUGGUGACUCUUACAGGUAGUGCCUUCGAUUCGGUUGUUCCCUCCAGAAUAUCUGUACGGAUUGCUGGCAUACCUUGCACAGUUCGCCUAGAAUCGGUGACUGAAAACUCUCUUGUUUGUGCAUCUGGGCCUGUACCUCCUAUGGCUGCUGCACCAGUAGAGAUGAUAAUACAAUUUGAUAAUGGACAAACUCAGUCUGCCACUGGACCUAUGGUUACUUCUGCGAUGUUUGGUGUGCCAUUUAUCACAAUGAUUGACCCUGACACAACAAGCUCUUCAGCGCCAGGGGACUUGAAAAUUUCAGGGGGUGGAUUUCGAACCAAGGAGAUUCUGUUUGCAGAAGUUGGGGAUUCUCCAUGUAGCAUCGACAAGCUGGUGGGAGACGUUAUCACCUGUAAAAUGGGACCAAUGAAGCAGGGCAAACAUCGUGUGGUGGUCACCAUGUUUCUGGAGGAUGGCACCUCACUGUAUGCGCAAGCACCACAAGAUCUAGAAGCUUUUUUUGAAAUAACAUCUUUCAGGCCAACAGGGAAGGGAAGCAUGGGUGGAGGAACGUUGCUCACAAUAACUGGGAGGGGUUUUGUCAGUGACUCCAGCUCUGCUUCAGAAAAUGUAGUGGUCGUCCAAGUUCCAAAAAGUGCUUCCAAUCCAUAUGGGGGAGUUCUUUGUGAUAUCACUUCAUCAACCACGACAGAGCUUGCCUGUAAAACUCGGCCACAUUGCGCAUCAGAUGGAGGUGUUGAUGAUCCAGAAGGCCUUUUAUGCAAGCAUGCUCCAACGCCCCCUGAUAUUGUUAUCCUAAAUGUUUGUGAAAAUGCGGUGACGGAUAUCCAGAAACUGCAAUGCUGGGUUCAAGAGCGAACAGUUGAUGCCCUUUGUCUGGACACCAGCUCCAAGUGCAUGUUUGAAUACGCUUAUGUUAAGAACAACUAUCCCAUGCUCCACGUGGAUGAGUUGUUUGAUCGUCUGGCAGGCAACCGCUUCUUCACGAAGAUCAAUUUUCGUAGCGGUUACCACCAGAUCCGUGUUGCCACAGAGGACCAGCCGAAGACCACCUUUCGGUCGCGCUUCGGCCACUACGAGUUCACGGUGAUGCCAUUCGGCCUCACCAACGCACCCGGCACCUUCCAGACGGUGAUGAACGAUAUCUUCAGGGACAUCCUUGAAGAAUACGUUCUAGUAUACCUGGAUGGCAUCUUGGUCUAUAGUCGUACCUUAGAAGACCAUCUUAGACACCUCUGCGAUGUCCUAUAGCGCUUAUGCAAGCAUGGCUUCUAUGCCAAGCUUAGUAAGUGCCGCUUUGCCCAGCAC